AUGAAAUAUGGCGCAAUCAAGUCAUAUAUAUAUUAUGUGGUUCUUUUAUAUUACUGUAUUAUUAUAUUAAAAAUAUGCUAUGCAAAUAAAUGGAUAAAAAAAAGAGGAAAUAACUCAGGGUUGUUUAUUAAUUCAUUAAUUAUAGAUAAUAGAAAUGGGUAUAGAAAAGUUGAAAAAAAAAAAAAAAAAAAAUUCAAAGUACAAGUCUACAAUGGAAUGCGAAUAGGGCAAGGAUAUGAUAUACAUCAAAUAAAAGUAAAAUCCGAAAAUGAUGAUAAUAAAAUAAAUGAAAUUAAAGAAUAUAAUACCCAAAAUUUUAAAACAUUAAUUAUAGGGGGAGUUAAAAUAAAUAAUAUUUAUGUCUUAUCUCAUAGUGAUGGUGAUAUAAUAUAUCAUGCUUUAGUUGAUUCAAUUUUGGGGGGUGGAGGUUCAUAUGAUUUAGGUACUUUAUUCCCAGAUAAAUCAGAUAAAUAUAAAAAUAAAAAUUCUGCAUGCUUUUUAAGAUAUGCAAGAAUGUUAUUAUAUAAAAAAAGAUAUAUUAUCGGAAAUAUCGACAUUAAUAUUAUAGCCGAAGUCCCAAAAAUAAAUAAUAUCAGACAUGAAAUUAUACGAAAUAUAUCACAACUUUUGAACAUUUCCGAAUCACAGAUUAAUGUAAAAGGUAAAACUCAUGAAAAAUUAGGAGUAAUCGGAGAAAAAAAAGCAAUUGAAUGCUUCGCCAAUGUUUUGUUAAUUCCUAAAACUUGA
Messenger RNA from Plasmodium yoelii, 747 nucleotides. RefSeq lists its product as uncharacterized. Bases 1 to 747 code for a protein of 248 amino acids. NCBI's taxonomy places the organism in Eukaryota, Apicomplexa, Aconoidasida, Haemosporida, Plasmodiidae. The transcript has 2 exons. The record is from RefSeq and is a predicted model, not a curated record. Gene Ontology annotation, biological process: terpenoid biosynthetic process. Gene Ontology annotation, molecular function: 2-C-methyl-D-erythritol 2,4-cyclodiphosphate synthase activity.